Molecule: messenger RNA, 1071 nt
Organism: Alternaria postmessia
Lineage: Eukaryota; Fungi; Ascomycota; Dothideomycetes; Pleosporales; Pleosporaceae
Exons: 2
Coding region: 1-1071 (356 amino acids)
Molecular function (GO): hydrolase activity, acting on ester bonds
Source: RefSeq, a predicted model, not a curated record
AUGGUGUCUUCUUGGUCGAUUCGAUUGCUUGUCGCUAAUCUAGCGAUCACUGGCGGAAUUGCAGGGGGUUGGCGUGACGGGAAGUUCAAGACGCUGGUGACAUUUGGUGACAGCUACACGGAUGAGAAUCGACUUGGAUACUUCAUCAACAACAAUGGUUCUGCGCCUCCUGUGGCAUGGCAGCAGCCGGUGGGUCUAGCCACUGCUUCAGGUGGCCUUUCUUGGGCUCGUUACGCUAGCAUCUACUCUAAGACAAAUCUCUACAACUAUGCCGUCUCAGGAGCUGUGUGCUCUAACGAAAUAACACCACGCUACUUCUCUGCCAUAAAUGCACCCUUCCCGGACAUUGCUGGGUACGAACUCCCUGCGUUCAUCGCAGAUUCCAAAGCUAGCAACGCGAAUGGUACAAAGUUCUUCACUGGAAAAGCCUCCAGCACUGUGUAUGCCAUUUGGAUUGGAACAAAUGAUCUUGGAAACGGCGCAUUCUUGACGGACAGUCAAGUCCCCGGCAAGACCGUCGCAGACUACAUGGAUUGUGUCUACGACCAAAUCACACGCCUCUACGAGAACGGAGGCCGCAACUUUGUCAUCAUGAACCUUGCUCCACUCGAGCUCCUCCCUCAGUACCAGCAGCCUCAAGACGGUGGUCUACAAGCAACACAAUACUAUCCCGAUGUCCCUGGCAAGAACCUCACCGAAGUUCAUGGCCGCAUGCAGAACACUGUUGCGGCACUCAAUCAAGUCUACAAGUACCGCACACCCUUUGAAGCUGAAAUCGACGAACUCUGGGAAGAUGCGAAUGUCGCUAGUUUCGACGUGAACGCACUUAUGACGGAUAUAUACAACAACCCUGCGAGCUAUCUGAACGGGACGGGGGCGCCGCUUAAUGUUGAGGGUGUGGAGCAUUUGUGCGAUGCGCAGGGAAGUAAUUGUACGAGUACGGAUAGCCCGGAUAGCUUCAUGUGGUAUGAUCCUUUACAUCCCAGUGAACAAACGAGCCGGAUUGUGGCGAGGGAAUUUGUGGGGGUGCUUGGAGGAAAGAGUAAGUGGGCUAGUUACUGGGGCUGUUAG